Molecule: messenger RNA, 1247 nt
Organism: Dermacentor andersoni
Lineage: Eukaryota; Metazoa; Arthropoda; Arachnida; Ixodida; Ixodidae
Biological process (GO): nuclear protein quality control by the ubiquitin-proteasome system; proteasome localization
Cellular component (GO): nuclear membrane; nucleus
Molecular function (GO): proteasome binding
Source: RefSeq, a predicted model, not a curated record
UUCGCGCGAUUUUCAUCAAACCAAAUGGCGUCUUUUGCUAGUUGACGAGUUGCGUGCCGCGUAAGCAGUCGCGUUUUGCGCGCCUUUUUUUUUAUCCCGCCGAUCGGCGUCAACCUGUGGCAUCAACAUGAACCGCGGCGGAAACGCUGGGCACACUGUGACUACGCGGUCUGCUUUGAGAGAAAUCACCAGAAGCGCUUAUGGUUCACCGCCUUCAGUUGCCAACAUGGCAUACAUUGGCUCUCCCUCUCCGUCUACAUCACCUGAUGAAGAAGUUGUCCGCAGGCGUGGAAGGCGGAUCAUACCACCAGGGAACCAGUUUGCACUGACACCCCCACGCACACCAACAAAGCGUCAGCAGUCUCCAAAAAGCAGCUCCAGCUUGGAACACCCUCAGACACCAAGCAAGGCACAGCUCAUGAGUCCAGUUCGAAGCUCUCCCAGGAAGCGUCUGCUCCUUCCUGCCGAUAUAUCAGAUGCGGUCAAUGCAUCGCCCAGCAAGAAGCUGGUAUCACCUGUGAAGCGCUUGAGGCUUCAGUCACGUGAAGCUGAAGCAGAGACUGAGGUGGCCUUGACCGCUUUAACCAAGGCUCAGCUGGUGGCCUUACUGAAGGACACUAUGGGCCGCAAUGCGGCAGCUAAACAGAUCAUUCAGGAGCUGCUGCCCAAGCCCGACCUUGCUCACUCGAUGCAGAAGCUAGAGAAGCUGCUGCACCAAAUCUACAGAGCCUUCCCUCAAAAACACUGGGGCAACAGUCGCGACGCAUUCUGCUUUCGUCGUGUACAGAUCCCUAUCGAGACUUUCAAGCGCAAGUGCCUACAACGUGGCCAGCAGUUGUGCCAGGCCGAGCAGUGGAGCUCCCUGCUGGAGUAUGCGCAGCAGGCGUGGAACUUUGUGCGCAAGAUGCCCGAAUGGCAGGACAGCAGUCACAACAAGGCCAAGCUGCUCUGCUUGCGAACCCUCGCCACGCACUGCUCAACUGCCCUCAAAAAGAUGUCCCUGGACCAGCGGCAGCUGCAGACACUCAUUUCCAGGUUGAAAGAGAUGAAAGAUGACAGCCCCUGCAUCACUUCCCCCCUGAAAUUGGCUGAAGCACAGCUCGAGCAGUGUCGCCAGUAAGGUCAAGAAAAGAUUGCAAGCAACACAACUCGUUUUGCUGGUUUUAACUUUUAUUGUCAUCAAUAUCAUUGUUUCUCUCUCUUUUACUUAUAUACACAAUAAAAAUCAUGGGCCUUUUUUUUGGUCA